GGCAAUUUCGAAGCAUGGGUCGCCCGCCACUGCCGCGCCCAAUUGCGGUCUGCGACUUUGAUGCGAUCAUUGCCAGCGACAAGGAGAUGUACCCGACGGACACGCCGCUGACACCCGAGGCCAUGGCCCAGUGGUACAUGUUCCACCCCGAGUUUGGCAUGAUCUACGAUGGCUUGGGCUGCUGCAUCGUCGUGCCCGUGACCAAGGCGACGUGGGCCGCGUACAUUCGCAAGGAGAUCGACGAGGCUGGCUUGGUAAAUGGCGUCUUUGACGCAGCCACCGAUGAAGACGGCGAACUCGGUCUGCAUUUGUACCAUAUCGAGAAGACUCCGGCCUGGACCCGGGAGUUCGAGCGCAUGGCCACCGUCGUAUUGGCCGACCUUGGACGCAUCUUGGAGAAUUUGCGUGCGUCGCGCCCCGCACACUUGCGACCUCUUCAAGUCAUUGGUUUCUCGGCGCUCGCGGCGUCCGAAGCAGGCUACAAGACGUCGCGCACGAUGUUCAAGAUGACGCAGCUCUACGAAGCCGAGGAGUUUCUGUAUCGCCACAAGACGACGCGCGAGCUCAUUGUCGUCACACUGUCCGAUCUGCCGCUGGACGAGACGAUGUGGGUGAAGGAAGGCGAGACGCGCCUCAUGGCCCUCGACGGCGUCGCCGCCUGCCGCGACCUCUUCUCGCUCUCGUUCUGAUCGCCAAAUCACAACAAGUAUAUAGUACCCACGAGUGCUUGAAUACAUUCUCGUCUUUCACUCGUAGUCAGGA
This is a messenger RNA of Saprolegnia parasitica CBS 223.65, 762 nucleotides long. RefSeq lists its product as hypothetical. The coding region runs from base 15 to 689 and encodes 224 amino acids. NCBI's taxonomy places the organism in Eukaryota, Oomycota, Saprolegniomycetes, Saprolegniales, Saprolegniaceae. The record is from RefSeq and is a predicted model, not a curated record. The transcript has a single exon.